GUCGCUCUCACAUGCAGUUUAGAUGUUACUUACCAUGUUUACUUGCUUAUGUUUUAAAAUAAGCUUGUUUUUUUUUGUAUUUUCUGGAUUAUGUUGUAGUUUUUUGGAGCUCUACAAACACGCUGUGAAAUGCAUGUGACGCUCGUAGUAGUAGCAGUUCAUAUUAAUGCAUCUGGACUUGUUUAAAAUGUGUACUGAACUCUGAUUUGAAGACACAUAUCUGCUGCUGUGUCUUCCUGACGUCCCUGUGUACCUCAUCCUCUUCCCCUUCGGCUGUGGUAUUCUUUGAGCAUCCCAUCGCUGCUACACAAUGGGACGGACAGAGCUGUUCUCGCUUUAUAAGGCUUUUGUGGAUUGCCUCUGCAUUUGUGUUUCUAAGGAAACAAGUGAAGCCGAAGCAAACAUCAAAAGAAAGGCAGAAAAUGGCCACUUGAUUUACAGCAGAGGGGACGUCCUCCAAGACAGAUAUGAAAUAUUGAACAGUUUAGGCGAGGGCACAUUCGGGAAGGUGGUCCAUUGUUUAGAUCAUGACAGAGGUGGGCGGUUUGUGGCUCUGAAGAUCAUUAAGAACCUGGAGAAAUACAGAGAAGCAGCCAAGCUCGAAAUCAAUGUGUUGGAGAAAAUCAUUGAGAGGGACCCGCACAACGAACAUCACUGUGUGCAGAUGCUGGGCUGGUUUGAUUAUUUCGGACACAUGUGCAUCUCCUUUGAGCUUCUGUCUCUGAGCACUUUCGACUUCCUCAAAAACAACAACUUCAGUCCGUAUCCACUCAGCCAAAUCCGGCACAUGGCCCACCAGAUCUGCCACGCUGUCAACUUUCUCCAUGACAACCAGUUGACCCACACAGACCUGAAGCCCGAGAACAUCCUGUUUGUGGAUUCUCAAUACUCUGUCAUCUACAACCCCGAGAAGAAAUGUAACGAGAAGAGAGUAAACGACACCACGGUUCGACUCGUUGACUUUGGGAGCGCCACCUUUGACCACGAGCACCACUCCUCCAUCAUCUCCACCCGUCACUACCGCGCCCCAGAGGUCAUUCUGGGGCUGGGCUGGGGGCAUCCCUGUGACGUGUGGAGUAUUGGCUGUAUCCUGUUCGAGUACUACGCCGGCUACACGCUGUUCCAGACCCAUGACAACAAAGAGCAUCUGGCCAUGAUGGAGAGGAUUCACGGUCCACUGCCUCAGAAGAUGAUCCGACGAAGCAGAAAGCAGUAUUUCUACCGUGGACGACUGGUGUGGAAUGAGUGCUCUGUGGCCGGACGCUAUGUGAAAAGCAAAUGCAAACCGCUGCAGAAGUACUUGUCGUCACAGAGCAGCGAGCACCAUCAGUUCUUCGACCUGUUGAGGCAGUUGCUGGAGUACGAGCCAUCAAAGCGCAUCACCCUCUCCUCCGCCCUGAGCCACCCGUUCUUCUCCUCCCUCUCUCGAUCCCAGAGGAGGAGCCACGGGUGGAGAAACAGCUGUGAUCUCAGCCGAUGAAACACAAUCAUCCAACUCUGCACAUUAUACACUACAGAAAGUAAUAUGUAGGUAAGUUAGACUUAGUGGGAACAUUUAGUAAUAAGUACACUUGAAUUAGCGUUAAUAAAGCAUCAACAUAGACCUGCUGAUGUUAACAAGUAAACAGUUGUAGGGCAGUUUCACUCUAAAACUCCUCCCUUUGAGGCUGGACUUAGUUAAAUCAGAGUAAUAUAAAUCCUUCAAGCCAACUAAUUGAAAAUGGUUUCUGGAUGUGAGCUGAAACGUUCUGAAACACAAAAACAGUGACCACCACUGAAACCACCUCUACAUUGAACCUCUCCUGAAUAAAUGAGGGUUACACCUCCACAGAUCUGAGUACUGUAAAAUACUUAAAACCACAGUAGUAACUUUUUUUUUUUUUUUUUUUCAAAAAUAGACUUUGAACCAAAUAGAAUUUGGUUGUUUUUAUUGCACUGAACAAUAUGCAUCCUUACUGUGAGCGGGCUUGCAUCUCCACAAAACUGAGGGCUUCCUCCUGCUGCUUGAUUCUAUGGAAAUGCUGUUCCUUUGGCUAUAAUCUGUAUGACAUAAAACUUAUCUGUCUCUUCUGAAGUAUGGUGUUACUUCCCUGUCCCCCAGCUCCUGUGGGGACAGGGAAGUAAAAAAUGGAAAAAUGGUAAAUUAAGAAGUAAUUUAAUGAACAGGGAUGUUAAGGGUAAACUAAACAGAAGGGGGUCAAAAAAUACUGAAACUACCAGUACCUUCCAAGGUUUUAACAAAAACAAAAAGGUAAAGUUAACUAAAACACAAAUUUUACAGUAACAAAACAAAAUCUUGACGAACAAACACAGAGUCACUACUGACGGCGAAGAGUCUCAAGACGCAGUGUCACUACCACAAGAGAGACACGCUACACAAACAAAAUGGCAGACUGGCCCCACACAGGUCACAGCCCCAAACAGGUGUCCUGAAUCUUCUGAAAUGGGGGGAGGCGGCUGAAGGUCGACCCCAGGACCGUCCAAGCUGGGAAACAGUCCAACCACAGCCAAGUGGACAGAUUCAAAGACAAAACAUAAUGUACAAAUACAAACAACGAAAGGAACUUAAGGCCUAGAGCUGUAACAUGAUUUUAACUUUCUAUUUCCAUGGAAUCAAGCAGGAGACGUGCUACCCCCAGAAAGUUACAUACUGUACCUUUAAGUAAAAUGUAGACUUUGUAAAGAAUGUAAUACUUUUGUUUUCGUUUGUUUUUUAUGAACAUUUGUAUUAUUAAAUUGCGUUUAUUAAAGUCAGAA
This is a messenger RNA of Periophthalmus magnuspinnatus, 2757 nucleotides long. RefSeq names its product CDC-like kinase 2b (gene clk2b). The record is from RefSeq and is a predicted model, not a curated record. Bases 311 to 1480 code for a protein of 389 amino acids. Gene Ontology annotation, cellular component: nucleus. The transcript is spliced from 12 exons. Gene Ontology annotation, molecular function: ATP binding; protein tyrosine kinase activity. Gene Ontology annotation, biological process: regulation of RNA splicing; protein phosphorylation. Lineage: Eukaryota; Metazoa; Chordata; Actinopteri; Gobiiformes; Gobiidae.